Messenger RNA from Moneuplotes crassus, 1579 nucleotides. The record is from the annotation of a GenBank genome assembly. NCBI's taxonomy places the organism in Eukaryota, Ciliophora, Spirotrichea, Euplotida, Euplotidae.
UCAAAAUAUAUGGAGGCAGCCAGAACUUUUGAUAAGGACCGGUGCAAGCAGACAACUGACACUGAGAUUGACAACCUAGAUGAACUUUAUGAGAACUUAACUAAAGGAGUAUGAGGAAGAGAAAGUCAGACGAAACUUCCUGAAAUUAAGGAUGGAAAACUAGUGUCUUCGACUCCUCCUCGUGUAAGUACCCGCCAAAUCGAAAUUGAUGCAUUUACUGUGGAACCACUCUCAAAGAAAUCAUCAAAUUUUGAGAAAAGCAAUUAAAAAUGAAUUUGUUGCUAUGCUUAAACAAGAAAAUGAUGAAUUAAGAAAGCAGAUUAAUGACUUGAAAGUUACUUUGAAAAUUAAUAAAGAUUGCAUGAAAAUAAUGCUUGAACCAUCCAACCAGUUCCAGCAAGUAAAUGUAAUAAACUCCUUCGUGAAGGAGAACAUCAAGCUCCAGAAUGAAGUUUUCAGGGUCCAGAAAUAAGUUAAUUACAGUUUUACAUUCUCAAGUGUUACAGAAGGGAGCUGCUGCUAGAAAGGGCUCGGCUAGUUCUUCCAAGGGUCCUCCUUCCAAGGAGGAGGCUAAGCCUUGCCAAAACCCAGAGCAGGAGCCAGAACCUUCUGCUUUACAGCAGGAAUAUAUUGACCAGCUGAAAGAUAACAAUAAAGUUCUGAAGGAUUUGAUCAGAAAUAAAAAUAAAGAAAUUGUUUCGCUUGAAAUGACAAUCAAAUAAGGAUAAAAUUAGCAAAAGGAAGGAAAUCCAGGAAUUUAAAUAAGGAGAAAAAUGAUAUCAAAGCCAAACUCCGGGAAUGCCAGAACUUUGUCAAAGGACUUCUUGGCAAUUACAUGGAUGUUGCCAUCCCUGUGAUCACUGAUGAUGUCCAGAUCGUUAACGAUUGCUCCCAUCUUAUGUGGAUUCCUGAAAAAUUUACUGAAUCUCCCAAAUUAUUCCUCGAUGAUCAGAUCAUUCCUGAAAAUUUUGAGAAAAAUCUUGAGAAAGUCAAAGAAGAAGUCAAGAAAAUGCAGGACCAAGACCAAGGAGCUGAAGAAGAUGUGGAGGGAGAAUUUUAUGAUGAGCAAGAACAGAAGGACGAAGCUCAUUUUGAUAGCCAGAUUAUCCACUUCACUGAGCCGACUUUGAACAGGCAAAAACUCAGUCGUGGGAACAGUGCUACCGUGAUCAUGAUGGGGCGAGAAGAAGCAGAGCAAUUCUUGUCUUCUAGGCUAAGCCAUAAUGCAUUUUUCCAGCAGAAUAGAGGGAGUGUGAAAUAUCCCAGCAAAAUACCUGAACCAAUGAAGCAGCUAAAAUCCCUCAAAACUUUCAAGGAAAAAGGCCGAUGGAAAUUAAUGCCUAAAGAGAACGAACGGAAUGAUUGUGCAGAAUCUGAAAAUGGCGAUGAGUAUCCUGAAUAUGAUGAUUUUGAGGAUGAACUUGAGAAUGACUAUUACGAAGAAAUUUUAGACAGCCCUUGUGGAAGUCGAAAUACAAAUAAAAUAUCCUGGAAGGACAGGAGUCCUCCUUCUUCACCGAAGAACCGUGAUUCGAAUAGGAUAUCGAUCACCAACCUGAAUAAAUUUUAUAAGAAAUAA